Bursaphelenchus okinawaensis is the source of this 6646-nucleotide messenger RNA. The record is from the annotation of a GenBank genome assembly. Lineage: Eukaryota; Metazoa; Nematoda; Chromadorea; Rhabditida; Aphelenchoididae.
AUGAUGACAUUUUGCGAAGAAAGCCAAAGUCUUGUGAUUCAGUUCGAAAAGUUAAGGUAUGUACAUGAAAACGAUUUAUUUCGAUUCCUAACUUGCUAUACCAAGGAAACAGCGCCUAUGAAUCAGUUCAUCUGACGGCCAAACCGAGGUAGUAGCUGGCGGAAGAAAACCGGUUUUACAAAUUUUACGAAUUAUUUUCUAAAUUAUUUAUUUUUGAACUUUGUUUUUACUAUUUAUUUACUAUAAUAAGGUAUUAUUUGCUGUAGCCGUAGUAUUGGAAUUAACGUAUAGAGGUCGUAGUAUUGGAAGCAGUAUAUCUAAAUCUUACUUAUGGUGCUAUAGUAUAGUAUCAAAACAUAUUCUCUAUAAAACUAUAGUGCUUAUGAAAUAGAAAUACCAUGAAAACGAAAUUCUAUGUAGCAUGGCUAGUACUGAUAGUACUACAACAUGUUAGUUGUGACAAUAUAUUUUAUAUCACACAAAAUGAGACAACGUGUAUAAAAGUUUACACUACUGUAGAAGAAAAUACUAUUCCAGUAGAGCCUUUGGUACGCCUUCAAAUUGUACAUCCCAAAGAGGCUAAGUAAGUUUGAAUGACUAUUUUAUUGAUCAAGUAAUUAUGUGCCCUUAACUCUAAAAACGAACGGUAAAAUAGGGCACAGAAUUGUUUGAACUACCCAAUAUAUCUUAAGCAGGGCUGGAUGAAACCUUUAGCUCACAAUCAGGUGUUGGGAAGUUGUUGGUAUAGGAGCUAUUGCAGGUGCUGGAGAGAGAAGGAAGAGGGAGGGGUAAAUGUAAACUUUUUAAAUUUCUGCCUAGGGCAAGUUUUUUUUUGAAAAUAGCAAUAGUUAAUUAUUUUAGGUAGAAAUUGAUGUAUUAAACUCUUUCUUCUUUUAGGUACUCAAUAGUCCGUUCAACUGAUCCAAAACGACAAUUCCGGAUUUCAAAGAACGGCGACUUAACAGUCAAGAAACCGCUGGACAGAGAAGAUAUCGAGAAGUAUGAUCUGUUGAUCAAAGCUCAAGAAAAAGGUAUGUUAACUAUUAGCUUUUCCUUUACAGACUUACACUACUUUGAUUAAUAUAGCAAACAUAUACUUAACUUGUUUUUUAAACAAAAUUGGCAGAUAUAACAUGAAAAAAUAUGUUCAGAUUUGUCAGUUGACUACUUGAAUGUGAUCGUAGAAGUCGAAGACCAAAACGACAAUGUUCCUUGGUUAUUUGCUGUUAUGGGUAAUAAAACGGUUCCAAAAUUUGAAAAAAAUGUAAGUUGUUUACCAUUAAAUCUGUAUUAUUAAGUUGUUCAAAUAAUUUGUACCCCUAUUCAAAGCAAAUUUUUGAGAUUAGGAGUGCAGAAUUACCUGAACAACUUAAUAUUAGUGCGUUACAAAAGUAUUGUUGUUUUUAAGUGUUUAAAACAUUGUUUUUUGACGACAAGACUUUUAUAAACGUUAAAAAGGUACGGAUAAUAAGUAUACUAGCUUUUACUUUAAGCUAUAAGGCUAUCAUUACAUAUAUGAAUUUUAUAACUUUUAUUCUACUACAACAUUAUUUUCAGCCCCCACCAUGUAUAAUCAAGGUCAAUGUACAGCCGGACGACCAAGAGCAAUGUCAAGUCUACUCUUUUGAUCCUGAUUUGGUUCAAGACCUUGACUUUACAGUCAAAUUUACUCAAGACUCAGAUGAUGUGUCAGUUGGAUGUAAUCAACCACAAAAAGGAAAACCAGUUUGUACCGUCAAGGCUGACAGGGUUUUUACUAUAUAUGAUCAGCCUAGUGUUACUGUACCUUUUUUAGUUACAGAAAGUGAUGGUAAUAGUCGGAAAAGGACUGUGGAGCUGGAGGUUAGGGAUGUGGUAAGUCAUCUUGGUUUUAACUUGUGAGGGGGGUGGGUGGGAAUUGAAGAGAAGAUAGAAGGGGUAGAAACUUGUUUUGUGUACAAGCAUUGAUAAAAAAUUUUUCAGAACACAAAAAAGAGUGGCAAUGUGAAUAUUACUGUAACUUUGUACGAAACCCUAAUGGAAAAGCUGUUUAUCGGCUCUAUUAUUGAUUUUAUCAACGAUGAUAACCUACAAUCUCAAAUGGCACAGUCUACUUUGAGUAGUAUCUUCAAAGUUGACAAUUAUGAAAAUCUAUUUGACAUUACAGCUAAUGGUAGUGUAAGUGUAACAUUUCUUAUUUUGAUAAUUUUAAGUUAUUAGGUUGUUCAAAUAAUUUUGAGCUACUUUUCAAAGCAAAUUUGCAGGGUUAGUGGCUCAGAAUUUUUUGAACAGUUUAAUAAUUUUCAUUUUAAAGAUUGUUCAAUCAUUUUAUCGUAUUUUACCUUCAAAAAAAGUUAUUUUACAUCCCUUAUGACAUUUUUUAAAUAUAAAUGUUAAUAUUUAUUCAGUUCAUGUUUAAUAUAAAAUUUAAAACCAUUGUUAUAGCUAUACCUAAUUGGACAACCACCAAAAACCGACAACACUUUCUACUUAAACAUUAUCAAUGUCAAAACUAAGCAAAUCCUUGUCGCCGUUACAAUUAACAUUAACAGAAUCUCACGGCACGAUAUUCUCCAUCACGAAGCCUUUAGUAUCGAGAAGAAAAGUCCCCUCUACUACAACAAUAUUGGCGUUUUACUGGACAAACUCGACGAAUUCAAAGCUACCUUAUCAAAUGCCAUUCAGGAUAUUACUGGUAAAGCAAUAGCAGUCAAUGUGUUUGAAAUCGAAGACUUUAUCCAUGAACCAACGUAUGUCAUCAAGUUCUUUGUUUCCUAUAACGAGAGUUAUGAAGAGCCGGUCAAGAUGGAAAGUCUACGGUAUUUAUCGCCGGCUACGCUACGUGGGAUUCUGGAGUUGAAUGCUGUUAAGAUUUCGGAGAUUUUUGGAAUUAAAUUGUUCAAGAUUGGAGAAGAAAAGUGUCUAUAUUAUGAUGAGGAAGAGAGGUUCUAUCCGGUUUAUUCGACUAGAAAUGUGAGUUUUUUAAAUUUUAAAAUUUUAAAAAAAUUUUUUAGUUAUUAAGUUGUUCAAAUGAUUUUGAGCCAUCUCUCAAAACAAAUUUGUGGGGUUACGGGCACAGAACUAUCUGAACAACUUAGUAAUUUCAAUUAAACAAGAGAUUGGUAAAUUAACUUAGCGCUUGCGCAUUUAAGCCCUAACGGAGCCUACCCUUGCUGAUUUCAGCCCUAUUCAAGCCUAUCACUGUCCAUUUUAACCUUAACCAUGUUAUCCCUGUUUAUAGUAGCCUUACUAAAGACUACUCGUGCUUAUUUUAGUCUUGCCCACGCUUACCCCUGCUUAUUUUAGCUUCAAAUAAGUCUAUUUUUACCCAUUUUAACCCUGUCCAAGCCUACUUAUGUUAAUUUUAAUCCUACUACAGCCUACUUUAGCCUACCACUGCUUAUUUUAGCAUUACCAUUGUUUACACUUGCCUAUUUUAGACCUUCUCAAGCCCUGCCCUUGUCCGUUCCAAAACUCUUUAAAACAGAAAAGUACCUAAAAUUUUUUAGGGAGCACCCCCGAUAUCAAAAAACAAUAAAAUAUUCGUCAGUACCACGACCAAAGUUGAAUGUAAGAAAGAAGUACCAUCAGCUAUAUGUUCACCUGGUUAUUGUUACAAUGGAGGUAUCUGUUCAUCAAGUCAAUCUUCAGAAGCCGUCUGUUACUGUAAACCAGGCUUUGUUGGAGAAAGAUGUCAAUCUACUAUUAGAUCGUUCAAUGGAGAUGAUUAUAUUUGGUUGAAAGGUGUACCAACAACACCGAAAGUGAUGGUUGAGUUCGAGUUUAAAACGUAGGUGGUUUUAUUUGUUAAAGGUAUACAUAUAAAAGAAUAUUUUGGGUUUGAAAAAAUUUUAAAGAUUUUAGAUAGUAAAAAAUCGGUGCUUAAGUUAAUAUAACUAUGAUAAUUUAAAAAGAAAAAAAAAUGUUUAAUUGUAAAUUACUACGUAUUUUACCACUUAAUAUAUUUUUUUACUUUGAAGUUUUUUUUAAAACUAAUACUAACUAGGAAGGUAUUCAAUUCUACUCAAAAUCAGUUAAAAAUUUGUAUAUGUGGCGUAUUUUUAACUAAAUUAUGACUAAAGGCGUAUUUUUAACUAAAUUAUGAAAAAAUUAUUUUUAUUGAAUUAUUGAAGCUUUACACUUUUCUAUAUUUUAUUUUCAGAGAAUCCGAUGGAAUCCUACUAUACCAUGGCCCUCUUGCUCAGUUAGACAAUACUGUCGAACACAAAACCGAUGACUACAUCUUCAUCCAGAUAUCCAGUAACAUAAUAUCAGCUCAAAUUAAGAUUGGCGAAAGUAUUGUCACUUUGAACUCGAAUACGAUGGUCACUGACAAUUCAUUUCACUCAGUAAAGCUACAGAAAGAUGGUACUGUAGUUAGACUAGUGGUCGAUAAUUGUGAUGAAGGUAAUGAAUGUUUCGACGAACAGGAUAUUGAGGAUGAAGAGGAUGUUGUCUUUGACAUUUCUGGUCCGUUAUUGCUUGGAGGCUUCAGAUAUGAGUUUGAAAAUGGCAGAAGGGAUGGUCUUUUGUCAUCAUUUUUACCUGUCAUAGAAGGUGAUGACAAUAAAACUACUACAGUAGACGAUGACACAGUAAAUGCCAGUUUAUCAGAUGUGACUGACAAGCUCUUCAAAGGUUGUAUUAAGAACUUUUACAUCAACCGAGAGCUGUACGACCUAUCAUCGGCGGAUGUAACACAACCAGACAAACCAACCGUAACUGAAGUAAAUAACUGUAACUGCAACAAAAAGGAAGUUACAGAGUAUACAGGUACUCAGUGCUGGCGAGGGCAGUGCUAUGAACAACAUGGAAUUGAAUAUUGUGAUUGUCCAGUAGGAUUCUAUGGUAAAAAGUGUGAAUUCAUAGCACCGUGGGUUCAGUUUAUGGGUACUAAAAGCUUUUCCAAGCUGCUGGUAGAUGGAGAACAUGAACAUGAUGUUAAGAUGUUGAUGGUCGCUAAUGAAAGGUUUAGAGAUAGUGAUGUUUGUCAGCUUUCAAAUGAGGAUCAGGUAGAAUUUAGAAUUCUAAAAAAUUAAAUUUUUCAUUUUUUUAGAUCGUAUCAUCUCUAUACCUAAACGCGUCUCGACCUUCAUCUAAAACAAUGUCUUCUGAUGGCUUUGAAACUAUAUUUAUCCACGAUACAAAACUACAAUCUGCAGAAGCGUAUCACCUUCAUUAUCAUCAUGAUCGCUUCAGUACUUUCUUAUCAAUUGAUGGUCAGAAACACAUUUUCAACAUUUCAUCUUCGAAACUAUUCUUUCCUAAGGCAAACAGAGUGAUUGACAGGUUAUUGGAAGCUUAUCAGUUAAAGAUUGGCGGAGAGGAUAACGGGUUUUCUGGAUGUGUCCGUGGAGUUUACUUUAAUGAUGAGUAUCUUGAUAUUGAGGUUGAUGAAGGUUCAGAUGGGGAUGUGUGCUUGAGAAAUGAUAAUCCUUUGCUAUCUGGUAAUAAAGAUAAGCCUACUAAUGAUAAAGGCAUGUCUACCGAUGACAAGUUUACUCUUUCCGAUGACAAACUUCUACUCUCCGAUGACAACCUUUCAAACGGUCGUAUGAUAGCCCAAUGUGGUCUAAAACAAGGUUGUGAUAUCUUGUUGAAGUGCUCAGACCUUCCUCCAGAUUACUGUCACUCCAGAAUACCGUACUCCUUCUGCUACAAUCAUAUCAAAGGUCCAAUUUGUCUGUGCAGAGCUGAAGACACUUGGAUUCUGAAUCCAGAUGGAUCGCUCAAAAGCUGUCGCAUCACUGCCAUUACUUAUACGAUCACCUUCAUUGCUUUGAUCAUCAUGUUAUUGUGUUUCAUCUUUGUGGCUUCACUUUUCAUAUUAGGCUUGAUAUUGAAUAAGCGACAGGACAAGUUCAUCGACGAUGUUCAUCAAGCCAAUGCUAGGAACUUGGGUGUAUUUGAAAGAGAUAAUGUUGAUAAGGAGAACACAGCGUUUGGGGAGAGUGACAAUCACAACUUUAACAUGGAUAAUAUUAGACUACCGCGAGGGUUGCUUGGUCCGAAGGAUGAUGGUAAGUAGAUCUGAAAGGGGGUUUACGUCUAAUAGUAAGGUUUCCCUCUUGUUGCGACGACAGUCGCAUUGUUAAGAAAGGGCGUAUUGUUAUGGCCAACCGGACAUUGUGAGAAAGUUCUGUCUAAUUUGCGUAUCCUUUUCAUUUCGUGAAACACCCUGUAUUUAAGUUAAGAUGGUCUGGGAAGGUUGGGUUGACUUUAAGGGGGCUUUAAGAUACUGUAUUUGGGAAUAUUUGAGGUUAUUUGAAAGAUCCAUAAUAUUUGUACUUUUAAAUGUUAUUUUUGUUGAUCAGUCGAGUUUUAAUUUUAUGUAAUAACAAAGGUUUAUUAACUCAAUUUUGAGUUUGAGGUUUUUUACAAAGAAUUGGCUUCACCCCUAACAUUGUAAGGUGCAGAGAUGGGAACGGAGGGAGGGGGGUGGUGGUACACAGGGAGGAACACUAAGACAGAAGGGAAAGGUUUUUGCUUAAGGGAGCAAGUGUUUUUUUUUCCAAAUAUUUUAAAAUUUAAUGUUUUAGACAGCCUAGCGGUCCUAGCUGACCGUUUGCACGCUGAACCGAACAGUGGACCAAGAGAUGAGCUACGUUAUUACGCUUUGGAAGGCGACAACCAUUCUACUUUAACUUAUGACUCAAGUGUUCUAUAA